AUGUUACACGGAACCAAGAGAAACCAGAAGCCUUCGUUAAACGAAGAGAACUUAAAUAACGCAGUUUACGAUGAUUUCUGGUGUAAAAUUGUGCGUGGCGUGUUCUGCACUACACGCCACAGCGGCGUGAUCAGAUGUUUUGCUUGCGAUCAAUACCGCGAGAAUUUGCUGCGAUGUGGCAUAGCAUCACCUGUUUUCAUUAGGUCGUUAAUGUCGGAUGACUUUGCCGCUUCGUCGAAUCAACACUCUCAUUCACUUCUCGGAAGCUAUCCGUCGCUGACUAGUACUGUUUUUGGAGCUUCACCGGCUCAACUGUGGAAUUCUGCACAGGAAGCCUUUUCGUCGAUCCCUUCUCCGUACAAUCCAAGUGAACAGCUUGCUGACGACAACGCUGAAAAGGAAUUUCCUACUCUCAGUAUAUUCGGAGACCCUAUCGAUUCGAUUACUUUCACCAUGCCGUCUAGAGACAGAACGGCUGAAUUCAGGACAACAUGCAAGUCCAUGCAGAUGAAGGUACACUCUAAUGGAUUUGUACCGCACGCAAAGAAAGAAAUAAUAAACGAGUCUGUGCAAUUUAAUCAGUUAGCCAAGAGAAUCGGACGGGAUUUGAGCCAGACAUGUGCCAAAAUGGAAAGGUUGGCCGAGUUGGCAAAGAAGAAGAGCCUUUUCGAUGAGAAGAGCGAUAUGGACCACUUGUCUAGAGUCGUGAAGGAGGAUAUCACCGGCUUGAAUAAACAAAUAGCAGCCCUUCAAGAGUUUUCGCGAAGACGCAAUGGUGGCAUGAAAAACCAAGGCACUGGUCACACCCAGCUUGUUGUGGUCGGUCUUCAGUCGAAAUUGGCAAGUGUGAGUAAAGACUUUCAAAGCGUAUUGGAGAUCAGUACGGAAAACUUGAAGCACCAAAAAAGUAGGCGAGAGAAGUUUUCGCACGCGGAUCACCUUCCCACAUCGCUUCCAUCAUCUUCAAGUGGUUCAAAUGUUCGCUCUCGUCUUCUUGAAGAUGACAAUCAGCAUGGUGUCCCCCGUAAUAGUAGUGUUACUCUGGAUAUGGGCGCUAUGGAACAAAUGCGAGUUCAACAACAGAUGACACUACAAGACCAAUCAGAUAGCUAUGCACAAGCCCGUUCAAAUGCUAUGGAAACUAUUGAAGGAUCGAUUUCUGAAUUGGGACAAAUUUUUGCGCAGCUUGCAAGCCUUGUCAGCGAACAAGGUGAAAUGAUCACACGUAUUGAUUCGAAUGUGGAAGACACGGCUAUCAAUAUUGACGCUGCUCAUACAGAACUAGUGAAGUAUUUUCACAAUAUCAGUAAAAACCGUUGGUUGAUGAUCAAGGUGUUUGGUGUUUUGAUGGUUUUCUUCAUAAUAUUUGUUCUUUUCCUCACCUAAUUGUUUAAUUCAUUCCCCUAGUAAUUCACCUCUUCAUUCUGUUUAUGCUUUGGCUAUAUUGCGAUUUCGAAGUUCUAACAUUAAUUGAAAGAUUAGGCCGUUAGUUUUUUUUUUGGCGGGGAACAAAACCUAGUGGUUGGUAAAUCGACUGGUGUUUAGUGUGUCUUAAGAUAUCCUUAUCUCCUCUACCAUCGAUGGAGCGUUUUUUCGACCGUUUUGUUUAUAUCCGGUUUCUGCUAUCUAUUGUACAUUUCGAAGGCCCCCUAGAAAAAUUGAUAGUGAGGAAUAUCAUAACUGUUUUAAUUCGAUCGAUGCACAUUUUCUAUAUCGGAGGCUGAUGGCUUGUUUUGUCUGUGAUUUUGUUCAUAACGAUUAAAGUAAUUUAUUCACU
Messenger RNA from Cylicocyclus nassatus, 1777 nucleotides. Lineage: Eukaryota; Metazoa; Nematoda; Chromadorea; Rhabditida; Strongylidae. The record is from the annotation of a GenBank genome assembly.